This is a messenger RNA of Brassica oleracea var. oleracea, 4055 nucleotides long. RefSeq names its product myosin-3-like. The coding region runs from base 353 to 3802 and encodes 1149 amino acids. Gene Ontology annotation, cellular component: myosin complex; actin cytoskeleton; vesicle. The transcript is spliced from 24 exons. The record is from RefSeq and is a predicted model, not a curated record. Gene Ontology annotation, molecular function: actin filament binding; microfilament motor activity; ATP binding. Lineage: Eukaryota; Viridiplantae; Streptophyta; Magnoliopsida; Brassicales; Brassicaceae. Gene Ontology annotation, biological process: vesicle transport along actin filament; actin filament organization.
AACAGUUUUACUCUGCACAGAAAAAGUUGCCAUCUUUCGUCUUCAUCCUGUUCUUCUUCCUUUUUCUCGAUCAUCUCUCCAAUCCUCUGAUUUAUAUCUCUCUCCAAUUUUCUCAGUAACCAUUGUUACUGCCAAAACCCAUACAUAACCCCCAAGUGUUGUUAUAAUCUCUCCAAAGUUGACUUUUAGUUUCCUCUCCUUCUUGUUUUAUUCAUCGUUUACUGAGUCUACCACGGAGAUAUUUGCGUGUGUAUAUUCUCAUUGGAGAAACCAAAAUUCUUGUGAAUAAUCAAGUCUCUCUCUCUCUCUCACCAUUAAAGUGUUAGCUGGGUACAAUCUUUGAAAAAGGAAAAUGUCUGAGAAGGCUAAGCCAUUUGUUCAGUCACUUAAAUCGAUGCCGGCCGACUAUAGAUUUCUUGGUUCAUCACCCCUUGAAGACUCCUCCUCCUCUGGCUCAAGUGUUCCUGUGACUAUCCCACGAAAUGGUCACUUAACGAAUGGAGCUGUUGGGGGAGUGGAUAGUGCUAAUGAUGAUUCACCCUAUGGCCUGCAAAGCAUUUCAAAUGGAGACGAAUCUUCACUUGUUGAUGAAGAUCCUAUUGUUCCCUUGCCUGAGAGUAAUGAUCGCAGGUGGAGUGACACUAGCGUAUAUGCUCGGAAAAAGGCACUUCAAUUUUGGGUCCAACUUCCAAACGGUAACUGGGAGCUGGGGAAGGUGUUGUCAACUUCAGGUUCAGGAGAAGAGUCUGUUAUUAAACUGCCUGAGGGCAAUGUUUUAAAGGUCAUAUCAGAGACUCUAGUACCUGCAAAUCCUGACAUUCUUGAUGGAGUGGACGACCUCAUGCAACUAAGUUACUUAAAUGAGCCAUCAGUGUUGUACAACCUUGAGUAUAGGUACAACCAAGACAUGAUAUAUACAAAAGCGGGGCCUGUUUUAGUAGCUGUGAAUCCCUUCAAGGAGGUUCCUUUAUAUGGAGAUAGCAACAUUGAAGCAUACAGGAAAAGAUCAAAUCAGAGCCCUCAUGUCUAUGCUAUUGCAGAUACAGCAAUCCGUGAAAUGAUACGAGAUGAAGUUAACCAAUCUAUCAUUAUCAGUGGAGAGAGUGGAGCAGGGAAAACUGAGACAGCGAAAAUAGCAAUGCAAUACUUGGCUUCUCUUGGAGGUGGAAGUGGGAUCGAGAAUGAGAUACUAAAGACCAAUCCCAUCUUGGAAGCAUUUGGAAAUGCAAAAACAUUGAGAAACGAUAACUCUAGUCGUUUUGGGAAACUGAUAGAGAUUCAUUUUAGUGAAACAAGGAAGAUUUCCGGUGCUAAAAUUCAAACAUUUUUACUAGAAAAGUCUAGAGUGGUUCAAUGUGCGGAAGGAGAGAGGUCAUAUCACAUAUUUUAUCAGCUUUGUGCUGGAGCUUCACCUGCGCUUAGAGAGAAGCUAAAUUUGACAAGCGCAAAAGAGUAUAAUUAUUUGAGACAGAGCAAUUGCUAUUCAAUUAAAGGAGUUGAUGACGCUGAACGUUUUCAAGCUGUUCAAGAAGCUUUAGAUAUUGUGCACGUUAGUAAAGACGACCAAGAAAGUGUAUUUGCAAUGCUUGCAGCAGUGUUAUGGCUGGGGAAUGUCUCAUUCUCCAUUAUUGACAAUGAGAACCACGCUGAACCUGAAUCAGAUGAAAGUUUAUCAACUGUUGCUAGAUUGAUUGGGUGCAACAUCAAUGACCUUAAGCUAGCUCUAUCAAAGCGUAAUAUAAAAGUUAGAAAUGAAACUUUUGUACAGAAGCUAACACUUUCGCAGGCCAUUGAUGCAAGAGAUGCUUUAGCAAAGUCAAUCUAUGCCUGCCUAUUCGACUGGCUGGUUGAACAGAUAAACAAAUCUCUUGCCGUGGGAAAGAGGAGAACUGGCAGAUCCAUCAGCAUUCUUGAUAUCUAUGGCUUUGAAUCAUUCAAUAAGAAUAGUUUUGAGCAGUUCUGCAUAAAUUAUGCGAAUGAGAGAUUGCAGCAACACUUUAAUCGUCAUCUAUUCAAGCUUGAGCAGGAGGAAUAUAUCAAAGAUGGGAUUGACUGGACAAGGGUUGAUUUUGAGGACAACCAAACCUGUCUCAGGCUCUUUGAAAAGAAACCAUUAGGUCUGCUCUCGCUUCUGGAUGAGGAAUCCACAUUUCCGAAUGGCACAGAUUUGACACUUGCCAACAAGCUUAAGGAACACCUAAGUGAUAAUUCCUGUUUUAGAGGAGAUCGAGGGAAGACCUUCACCGUUGCUCAUUAUGCUGGAGAGGUUACAUAUGAGACAACUGGAUUUCUAGAGAAGAACCGGGACUUGCUGCAUUCGGAUUCUAUUAAGCUUUUGUCGUCUUGCUCUCGCCACCUUCCCCAAGCGUUUGCUUCUAGUAUGCUCGUCCAUUCUGAAAAACCUGUUGUUGGACCUUUACACAAAGCAGGUGGACCUGAUUCCCAGCGACUGAGUGUAGCAACUAAAUUUAAGGGUCAACUUUUCGAAUUGAUGCAGCGUUUAGGGAAGACUACCCCACAUUUCAUUCGCUGCAUAAAGCCAAACAGUGUUCAGUCUCCGGGGUUGUAUGAGCAAGAGCUUGUCUUACAGCAGCUACGAUGCUGUGGGGUCCUAGAGGUAGUUAGAAUUUCUCGGUCUGGGUUUCCUACGAGAAUGUCUCACCAAAAGUUUGCCCUAAGGUAUGGUUUCCUUCUACUGGAGAGCAUUGCAGCAAAAGAUCCACUUAGUGUUUCGGUUGCCAUUCUUCAUCAGUUCAACAUCUUGCCAGAGAUGUAUCAAGUCGGCUACACAAAACUGUUUUUCAGAACUGGCCAGAUUGGGGUUCUUGAAGAUACAAGGAACCGCACUCUUCAUGGGAUUUUACGUCUCCAAAGCUGUUUUAGAGGGCACCAAGCACGAAGUCGUCUAAGAGAGUUUAAAAGAGGAAUUACUGCUCUUCAAUCUUUUAUUCGUGGAGAAAAGAUAAGAAAGGACUACACAGAGUUACUACGGAGGCAUAGGGCUUGUUCUGCUAUACAAAGCUAUGUUAAGAGUAGGAUUGCUAAGAGACAGUAUAAAGCCAAGGUUGAUGCAUCUCUUGUAAUACAGUCAGCAAUUCGUGGCGAGCUGGUUAGAAGAUGCGGUGGGGAUAUUAAAUAUGGAGGCACCAAGAGAAAUGAGUCAGGGGAGGUGCUAGUGCAGGCAUCAGUACUUUCCGAACUUCAGCGCAGGGUUCUGAGAACCGAAGCUGCUCUUCGUGAGAAAGAAGAAGAGAACGAUAUUCUCAGACAAAGACUCCAGCAGUACGACAACAGGUGGUCUGAAUACGAAACAAAGAUGAAAUCCAUGGAAGAAAUUUGGCAAAAGCAGAUAAGAUCUUUGCAAUCCAGUCUUUCCAUUGCAAAGAGAAGCCUAGAUGUCGAGGGUUCACCCAGAUACUCGGAUGCAUCUGUGAACGCUAGCGAUGCAAGUGAUUUCUCUGUGAGUGGUGAUUUCAGGACCCCCGGGAGAAGUGGAAGUGUUGGUUUAAGCGUGAUAAGCCGGUUAGCAGAAGAAUUCGGACAAAGAGCUCAGGUGUUUGGAGAUGACACAAAGUUCUUGAUGGAAGUGAAAUCUGGUAAGGUGGAAGCAAACUUGAGUCCGGAAAGGGAGCUGAGGAGGCUGAAGCAGAUGUUUGAGACUUGGAAGAAGGAUUAUGGAGGGAGACUAAGGGAAACGAAAACGAUACUUAGCAGACUUGGGAAUGAAGAAACUGGUGGUUCACCGUUAGUGGAAAGGGUGAAGACGAAGUGGUGGGGGAGGUUAAGGAGUACCAGGUUUUAAUGGUAUGUUCCUUUUCUUGAGACGCACGUCUCUUUCUUUUUUUCUUAUUUGAUUUUAUUUGAGGUUUUGGUUUUGUUGCUGAGAGAGGUGAGAAGGCUCAUGGGACUAAAAUGAGUCCAAAUCUACUGGCAAAUUCAGUAAAUAUUUUUUAUACAUUAAACUUGUAUUGAUAAUAUCCAUUUGUCCCAAGACUAUGUGGACUGACCAGUGUUGUGGAAACAUAUAAAGCAUCAAUAAAAUAUGUUUGCGAGAA